CAGUUAACAUAUUAUGGAGGAACUCUUACAGGAAAGUUUAUGUUGAUAAACAAAUAUAAAGGUUUGACAGCAGAUGGUGAUAUCGUUUUUGACAUUUACUUAAACAUCAGGAAUAUUUUAGUAGAACUUCAGACCCUCGUGAUUUGGUACCAUGUGUCCCAGAGUUAUCGUCCUUGUUCUAGUCAUCAGGUCUUGCUCUCCGCUACCCAUAGACUACGAUGUAACGAUUCCGGAACAAAACCUUGGCGCAGAACAAAUUCAGUCAAACGGCCACAUCGAACAUCUUAUGGAUGGAGAGACUUUGGUGGAGGGAGACAUUAUAAAGAAACACCAGACAUCGUCUCACCAGUUUCAAACGAGAAUGGCUGUUAAGGACAUCAAUCUUGCUUGGACAGGACGGGUGGUUCCUUACAUCAUUAACACGACCGGAUAUACGGUAACGGAGCUUACAGCUAUACAAAAUGCCUUGAAUACUAUGGCGUCACUUCUUCAAGGCUGUGUCACAUUCAAAAGCAGAACCAACGAAAAAGACUACAUAUCGAUACAGAAAGGACACGGGUGCUAUAGUUCUGUCGGGCGACAGGGUGGGGAACAGAAAGUGUCCCUGGGGCCUGGCUGUACUGUCAGGCCUGGGACGAUCUACCACGAACUGAUGCACGCCCUGGGGUUCUGGCACGAACACACAAGACCGGACAGGGACACCUUCAUUGUUGUUAACUAUCCCAACAUCAUCCAGGCUCACGUGUCUGACUUCACGAAAAUGACCCCGGAUGAGGUGAACAUCCUAGGGGACUACGACUAUACAUCCGUCAUGCAUUACUCCCCGACAACUUUCGCCAAGGACAAGGCCAAUCCCGAGGGACGGUCUUUUACGGUGAAUAGAACGUGGAACAACCCGUUUCCGGAGAUCAAAGAGAACAUAAUAGGCCAAAGAAACGAUCUUUCAUCACUGGACAUUCAGAAAAUCAGAAAACUGUAUAGAUGUGAAAUAAAACAGUGCCAGAAUCCAGAACCUCUCCGAAACGGCAAAAUUGUAGGACUUUCCGAGAAUGGAAAGACUGACGUAGGCGUUGCCAUUGACUACUCCUGUAAUGAUGGUAACAGCAUGAUGGUUGGUCCUCAGAGGAGAUUUUGUAAACUGGAUGGCAGUUGGUCAGGAUUUCAACCACAGUGUUUGAAUCCUAAAGCAGGUUUUGUCCACUAUUGUUCCUUUGAUUCGAAAACACUUUGUGGCUGGACUCAGGACCCCCAAAACUCGCCCGUCGGACAAUGGACACUGAAUAACAAAGAGACAGAGACGGAGAACACUGGACCCACCCUGGACCACACCACAGAGGACCACAAUGGGUACUACAUUUACAUGGAGAGUUCUUACAGACAGAAAGGAGAGAGAACCAGACUUUUGUCACCAGUUUUUCACUCAAAAAACAACACGGGCCUUAUGUGUCUCCAGUUAUAUUAUCACAUGCAUGGUAAAACCAUGGGAACCGUGAACGUGUACAUUCAGAACGACAGACUUACCCAUACCUUCCAAUCCUGGACAAUCACGGGGGACCAAGGGUCACAGUGGAACCUUUUACAAAAGAAUUUUACGAACCCGAAUGUUCCCUUCAAGGUUGUUUUAGAGGGUGUUGUAGGACCAAAUUUUCUCAGUGACAUUGGAGUUGAUGACGUCAUCGUUAAGGACUGUAGUCUAGGACCAGGGGACCGGAGCGAAAAAACAGGAGUCCACGAAUGUAACUUUAACACCGGUCUUUGUGGUUGGUCUCUGGAAGUUCUGGAGGGGCUGGGCUGGCAGAAUAACUCCGGGGAAACGCCCACCCUCCUAACCGGACCGGAGUGUGACCGCACAGACUGUCUUAAUGGAGUAUACAUGUACAUGGAGACUUCCGGAUUGAGUGCACCAGGGAGUGAAGCAGUGAUAAGGUCCCCAAUUUUCCAGAGCACUGGGACCCACUGCUUGACGUUUUUCUACAAUAUGUACGGCGCUGAUGUUGGGGAACUUAGGGUAGAAAUAAAGGAAAGCGACAACACCUCCACACUGUGGAGAAAGCAGGGCGACCAGGGAGUCGGCUGGCACAGUGCCAAUGUUCCGAUAUCAAGCCACGAUACAUUCCGGGUUUUGUUUGUCGGACAGAAGGGUAUGGGGUAUCGAGGCGAUAUUGCUAUAGAUGACGUCACAGUUGCCCUAAAUGAAUGCAAGGUUGACGCUUCGUGCGACUUUGAACAAGAUUUAUGUGGGUGGCAGAAUGAUAAUUUUGAUGACUUUGAUUGGUCGAGGAUGAAGGGUUCUACAGCUACACCCAACACUGGACCAAGGGCGGACCAUACCUCCUCAACGGGCUUCUACUUGUACAUCGAGACCUCGGCCCCUAGACUGAGCGGGGACGUAGCUCGUAUCUACUCCCCCUUCAUCAGCAGCUCGUACCCAGUGGAUUGUCUGGUGUUCCAUUAUCACAUGUUUGGCGAGCAUGUCGCUCAUUUAAAAGUACUCAUCGAAACCAUCGAAGGACACGAACAAUAUGUAUGGAAGUCUUUCGGUAACCAUGGUGAUACAUGGCACAAAGCCACAGUUCAUAUUCCUCAAAUGCAAACAGAUUAUCAGAUUGUGAUAGAGGGCGUCGUUGGAGAUUCCUAUACCGGUGAUAUAGCAGUAGACGAUAUUACGAUGUACCAAUCGUGUUUUGAAUAAAAUCUUUAUAUAAAUACACAAUAAGUUAUUAGGCGGAUCGAUGACAAAUUGUAAGACCACAAUGAACUCGAUGAUUAAAAAAAAGGACGCCUAGGGGCCACAUCGCUCACCAGAGCAACAAUAGCCAUAACUGAUAGGAAAAGCUUUAAACCGUCUUUAGAGAAUCAAAAACAAAACAUCUAGACAACUUCGUAAAGUAUAUCUCGUUUAUAAACAUUUGCUUUUUCUCUCGACAUAUUCUUAGGUUAGAGAUUUAGCUCCUUUUGAUGCUUAAGUUUUUGAAGAUAAAUUCUUAAAAAGUUUUCUAUCUAAUGUAAAACUUCCACCCCCCCCCUUUCAUUGUCGUCCCAUCCUUUCCCAAGGAAUCAUUUGAAUCUACCUUACCAUAGGAUACUUCCGCACAAGUAAAUGGCUGAUUGGCCUAUUGGUUUUUUUGAAUAGAACAAUUUAAAAGAUGUUUCUUUAUAUUUUCCGACCCCCCCCCCUCCAUUCUGGAACCCACCCUACCUUGGAGAAGCAUGGAGAUGCUUCCACAUGAUUUCAGCUUUCCUAGUCAAAAGGUUUUUGAGAAGAAGAUUUUUGAAAAAUACCAAUUUAUUUUCAAUGGUUCCAAAUUAUCUCCCCUUUAAAAGGAAUCUCGCUCUUUAUUUAAACAAACUUAAAAAGUUCUUCUCUCAAAGAUGCUUUGUGCCAACCAAUUUUGAUCAGAGAAGCUCACUUAAUCCUUCAGCUCAGGUGAGCUAAUAACGGACGCCCAUGAGCCUUAUAACUAACCUUAUUAACACAAACCAACAAAAACAAGUUUAAGGUUGUAUGGACAUCUUGAGAAAUAAAUGUGGGUAAAAGCACAUGUAAAAUAUAAUUUUUUUUUCAUCUUUUUUCCCCGUAAGGCAAAUAUUGUAAAAGCCAAAUCGAGUUUAAAACUCACGACCUACGGAUCAGUAUCUGACAAUUUUCCCGAUAAUUUUUUGUAAAAGAUAGAAUUUAUAAUAUUCAUUUCAUUGUCAACUUCGUAAGAAAAUACGCACCAAUAUAGAAUUAAUUAAAAAUCAAUGAUAAUUCCACAAACUACCUGCUUGCAUAUAGAAUAUAAAGCCGCCAGAAAACUGUAGAUUGCACACCUGAUCUUACAAAUUAUACAGAUCAUUUUUUAUUCAGAGCCUAGGUACCGUAUAAAGAAACUUUACUUGCUCAAACUAGCUUGCUUUUAUAUCAAAAUCACAAAUCAUACGGCAUUUGGUGUGUUUCUAACACAGGUUAUUGACUGGACAACACUUGGUCUACCAUAAAACAAUGUGCAAAGGGGAUGCUAAUUAAACCUCUGAUCCACUGGGUUUCAAAUGUAUAAGAACAAGACAUUUUCUCAUACAAGCAUUUUAAAAAAAAAAGCUUUCCUAUUCUUUGCCUAGUUUUCGUUGAAUAAGUAUUUUUAAAAAAUGACCAACUAAGAGUGACGUUUUAUGAUGAAAAAAUGGUAAUCUGUAACAAUUUACACACUGCAGACCCUUUAUUCUAAAUUUAAUGAAUUAUUAUCAUAAGGAUUUUGACAUAUUUACAAGUAAAACACCAGGUAACCGUGAUGGUCCUUUGACUAAAGGGUCAAAGGUCUUGUAUAUACCAGAUAAGAAUACUUUAGCAAAAGAAGAUGCUGGCUUUUGUUCAAGUAAUAAGGUUUCUGAGCACUUUUCCUUAUUUUAAACACUUAUCCCCUCCUCUACAUUAGACCUUUACUUGAACAAACUAAAUAACCCUUCACCUUGCCGAGGUUGCUUUGCGCCAAGGGUGCUUGAAAAUGGUCAAAAGAUUCUUAAGGUGAAAACUUGAAAAGUAAUGACGUCACGGAGGUACACUAAGGAAAUCAACUGAGGAUAGCUAAAAUAAACGCCACAUUAUACAUACUCCAUCAAGGCUGCCCUCAAUCAAUGUAACUACUGGAUUCAAUUAAGAGAUGGCCUUGGAUGCAAGUAAAGAUACCCUCUAUUCUGAUAAAUAAAUCUGCCAGCCAUCAUUGUAUAAUAUAAAUUAACAUAUAUACAUGUAUACCAUCUGUUAAAGAUGAUUUUUUUGAUCUCUUAAAAAAAGGACGCAAAUAGUUAAGGAGGCAGGUAAGUGGAAAUAUUGAAAUGAACUAACAUAUAUACAUGUAUACCAUCUGUUAAAGAUGAUUUUUUUGAUCUCUUAAAAAAAAGGACAAUGCAACAUGUACUUAUAUUUUAAUAUCUAGAUACACUUAAAAUUGAUCUCGAGAAUUUACUUUUAAAAAUAAGAUUUUUUGCAACCCAAGACGUUUCAGAGACAUUAUUUAUAAAGAUGUACACCCUUAACUCAAUCAAAGGAACGUGUUAGAUGUAGUCAGAUGGACUUUCGUUUGGUCAAUACUUAAAGGGCAUGUUCACGAUUUUGGUCAUCAAUUUUUAUCCAAAUUUUAAUGUACGUGUAUCUAUAUUUACAAUGUUUCAGUACGGUAAUUUUCUAAUUCUCAUCCAAAAUUUGAGUGUCAGUCGACGAGUUAUUGGCGAGAUACAGAGCGUACAAUUAUUUCUGAUGUAAAUAAACCUCAGGUGAUGUUUUUGUUUACAUUUUGAAUGAUGAAAAACAAAUUCUAGGUUUAGACCUAACAUGAGUGUGGCAAACGCUAGGAACUGUUUCUUUACGUUUCAAAACGACUGGUACUGUGAGCAAGGUCACAAAUGAUACCCCCCCCCCUCGAGCAAAUAAGAAAUCUUAAGUACUUAAUUAUUUCACAAUCGGAAAGUAAAAAUGCACCAUUUUUCUUAUAGUUACUUUAAACUUGAACAAAUCUCAAGGUCAAGACAUAUUUACAUUCUAAUUCUUUUCCAUUAGUUUAGACAGAAAUUAUGCAUUUUUUUUAACCUUGAACUUGCACAACUGACCCUGGAUCAAGUUCAUGACACAUUCUCGGAUCAGAAGCAAUUUUUAUGAGAUCAAGGACAUUCCAAUGGUUCUCAAUGAAAUAUUGAACUUUUUCUUCCAGUGACCCUGAACUUGUCCAAAUGACCUUGGAUCAAAAUCAUGAAACACCUUCAGGUCAGCAAUCUUUAAGUGAAGUAAAAACUGCCUAUGUCUCUCCAUAAAAAAAUGAACCGGACACGAAUUUUGAACAUUUUCUGCUAAUAACCUUGAACUUGCCCGAAUGACCUUGGACCAAAUUCAUGACACACCCUCAUGUGAUAAGCAAUUGUGUGAAUGAGGAACUUCCAAUGUUUCUCCAUUAGAAGAUACGGACUGGAAAAGAUUGCUCAGACGGACAGACCGAUUCCUAUAUACCCACCCCCCCC
Messenger RNA from Magallana angulata, 5991 nucleotides. RefSeq names its product MAM and LDL-receptor class A domain-containing protein 1-like. Gene Ontology annotation, molecular function: metalloendopeptidase activity; zinc ion binding. Gene Ontology annotation, cellular component: membrane. The record is from RefSeq and is a predicted model, not a curated record. The transcript has 18 exons. NCBI's taxonomy places the organism in Eukaryota, Metazoa, Mollusca, Bivalvia, Ostreida, Ostreidae. Gene Ontology annotation, biological process: proteolysis. Bases 152 to 2692 code for a protein of 846 amino acids.